Molecule: messenger RNA, 755 nt
Organism: Nestor notabilis (Kea)
Lineage: Eukaryota; Metazoa; Chordata; Aves; Psittaciformes; Psittacidae
Gene: FAM169B
Product: family with sequence similarity 169, member B
Exons: 6
Coding region: 281-718 (145 amino acids)
Source: RefSeq, a predicted model, not a curated record
CAGGUUGCCUUUACUUGGUAGACACAUUAGCAGGAGAUCCAGAGGUCCUGCAAGCAGGUGCUGAAACAUACUAUGAAGAACUAGUGAAGAAAUCGUUGUCCAUUCCUGAUGUUUUUUCAAUCCCUGGAGGAGAAGAGUUUUGGCAGUUUAUUUGAACCAGUGUUGGUGGCCUGUUGAAGAUGUAGUAAAGACAGCUGAUCCCUCUAGAGAUGGGCUCAUUUCGGUCCAGACAUUUGAAGAAAGGAUUGUCCUCUUUGUUCUGAACUACAUUAUCUUUGGAAUGCUGGAAGGGAGUUCAGCUAAUGAUGCAUUCUUUCUACCUCACUCUGCCACCGAGUGUGCCAAGAUACUCUGGAGAAAUGGUGAGGCUGUUGCCUUCUACUCGGUCAAGAUGAAAGGGAGCCUGUGUGAUGGUGCAACCAGUCAGUGUUACUUGCUGCCAGUUUUGGAUACUGUAUUUGUCAGGAGAAAGCACAGAAGAAGUGGCCUAGGGAUGAAAAUGCUGGAUGAUUUCUGUCAGUCUUUCGUGGCUGAGGAUGCCUUGGGGAUCAGCUGCCCUAUUUCUGCUGCCAUGUAUCAAGUUUGCCAGAAAUUCUUGCAGACUUAUCCUGAGGAGCAGAAGCGACUGUGGGAGGUGGAAGCACCAGGAGAUUGGAGCCAGCGAGUGAAUAUCUGGUUAAAAAUUCAGAUGGAGUCAUCCUCUUCAGGAAGGCGUUGAAUACAUUCCUGGUGUUGGGAAAGUGGCAGGAGAUGCC